UCCCUGCCUUCCUCUCUCCCUCGAUCCUGAAAAAAGUCUGCUGCUGCUCCUGCUGGCUUUGCAGUGGAGCGAGAGACGAACACACACACAGGCAGAGGAGAGUCCCCGCCUGCUCUUCCGUGCUGCCGCUUGCUCACGAGUUCCCACUGCUGCUGUGAGCUGCGAUGGCAGUCGGGGAUCAUCGGGGACGCGACACAGAGCGGGGAUGCACCUCAUGACCGUGGACUCGCUACCCAACACUCACUCGCUAUUCUUCUUCUUCUGCCACUCACUCGGUGACACUUUCAUUCUCACGCUCGCUCGCUCGCUCCCUCCCUCGUUCGGCAUCCCACUCGCUCAUUCAAUCCCUCAGUCAUUCAGUUCCGCCGUAUCGCUCGCGCGCUCUCACGCUCUCGUUCGCGCUCGCUCGCCCACGGCCACGCGCAAUCUUCAACUCCUCGACCUGCGAGUUCGUCUCAUCGCGCGCUCAUUCACUCGCCCGGCCGCCCGUCUUCCCCGCCGGACUUCCAAGCCACUCACACAGACGGACGCGCGCGCGCACGUGCGCGCACUCGCUUGGGACUGUCAAGCCAUGGUCGUGACCACACAGCACCGGCAGCGGUGGUGACGUCGUCGAGCCUCGACUCAAAAUCCACCGACGGUCGCGACAGGCGCCUCCGCGCAAGGUCGCGCGCCGGGGUGCGACUUUUUGUUGCUGUUUUUGUUGCCGCGCGCGAGUUCGCCGCGGCUCCCGCAUCGUUUGCGCUGCCGCCAACCCCGGGCGGAGACCAUGAACAGGAUGCGGGACAUCGCCGCCGAGGGUCCCAGGUCGCUGGGGCCGGCGAGGAAGGCGAAGACGCCCCGAAAGUCGAGCAAGCCGACCAGGUACCCUCCCCCGGCGCCGGGCUCCCUGGCGUCGAGCACGGGAUCCCCGCCGGGCAGUCCCCUCGACAGCAGCGAGACGGAGGAGCCCGGGGAGCCUCGGCGGACCCCGACGGGGCACGCCGAGUUGCCCCACGCGUUCCGCCCCACGCCCAGCUACGUGGUGGCUGCCGCCGGCGUCGUCGGCGGUGGUGGCGUCGGUGCCUGCUCCUCGUCGCGUCUGGAGGAGAUGAAGCCCGACCAUCCGCUCGGCGCCUUCUACCCCAGCCAGUUCCUCUGGGGUCUUGCCGCCUCGGCCGAGGCGUCCGCCCUAGGCAGGGCGGCCACGGUGAACGUGAUCCGAGGCCCCAAGGUGGCCGUGGUGCCCUCCUCCUCCUCCUCGGCGUUCGACGCGAGCACGGGGACGAGUAGCGGCGGCAGUGGCGACGAGUGCUCGCUCUCGCCGGCCUCAGUGGGUGGGAAGAGGAGGCACCACCACCACCUGCAGCUGCAGCAGCUGCAGCUGCAGCAGCAUCUGCACCACCACCACCUACAUCAUGCACUGUCUUACGUGGACGAACGUCAUCAUCACCUCGCGCACCAUCAUCAGCAGCAGUAUCAUCAGCAGCAGCAACAGCAGCACCACCACCAGCAGCAAGAGCAGCAUCAUCAUCAGCAGCAGCAACAGCAGCAACAACAGCAGCAGCAGCAGCACACAUCACCGCUCCCUCCUUCCUCCAAGAGGGCCCGGUUCGGAGUCCUCGGAGCGCCAAGCGAGGAGGACAGCAUGGACAGCGCCGGGACCGGGCAAGGGGCAGGCCCGAGGGCAGGGCCAGGGCCGGGGCAGGAUGACGACGACGAGUCUGGCGGGGCAGCGUCGUUGCAGGGCUCGGACUCGAAGGUGGUGCAGCAGACGAGAAGGCUCCUCGCGAACGCACGAGAACGCACGCGCGUGCACACCAUCAGCGCCGCUUUCGAAGCUCUUCGCCAGCAGGUGCCGUGCUACUCGUACGGGCAGAAGCUCAGCAAGCUGGCCAUCCUGCGCAUCGCCUGCAGCUACAUCCUGGCGCUGGCGAAGCUGGCCAACGAGGACUACAGUGGCGAGCCGGGCGGCCUGAGCUUCACCGAGUGUGUGGAGCAGUGCACGCGCACGCUGCAGGCCGAGGGCCGCGCCAAGAAGCGCAAGGAAUAAUUUUCGAGGAGAGGCGCGGUGACAAGAAAUGGAAAUAAAGAAGAAUCAUGCUGCCCUACAAUCAAAAGCACUUUCAACCUUCGGACAAUGACUUUGGGACGCUCGAGCAGAAUUUAUUAUAAGAAUUAUUAUUAUUAUUAUAAUACGCAGUGUUAAACGGCAACCGUGGAGCCAGCUUGUCGGGCCCGUGGCGGGCCUAGCGGAGGGCGGGGGACCGCUGCGGCCUGGAUUCCUGUCGCGUCCCUCGCGGCUCGCGGUGGGCCGGGGUGGUGGUGGUGGGGGGGGGAUUCCGACGGACGCCGCGAACGCGGUGUGGCCGGUCCCCGUGCCACCACCGACGAAGCUGGGACGCACGAACAAAGUUGCAAGGCGUCACGUAAACCAACCUUGUUUUGUUUUUAACGUGAUUUCACGUGUUCGACAGAAGGUGCACAGUUUGCGGUAAAAUAGUGUGAGCGUACGUUGGCUUAAAUUCUUUUGGGGGGGGGGCGGGAUUUUUUUUUGUUCAACAACAACAACGACGAUGACGACGACGAUGACGACGACAAAAGAAGAAUGAAGACGAUGUCAACGGGCCAUCGGGAGAGUUGGCGGCACCUUGAGAGCGACGCGUGCGUCGUGCCUCUGUGGGGCGCUUCGCGGCCGGUCGGGUUUAAAUAAGUAACGUUUUACUGCAGUCAUGCCAAUAUAAUGUGAAUAUGAUUGGGACGUUUUAUAGCCUAUUUUUACGUAAAGUAUCAAAUAAAUUAAAUUGCUUCUCACCUGUGGCUGCGCGCGUGGCUGUGUAAGCACGCGACACGGUGAAUUGACGCACCGUGCCUGGGCCGACAUCCUAAGCAGCGUGGGUUCAACUCCCAGCCGUUCGCUUCGAUGAAGUGUGCAGCACCUGAACCUGUCCCGGGCCUCUCCUGGGCCUCUCCUGGGUCGUCUCGCGCCUUAAAUCGUUGCGGCGCGUGAACGUCGGCACCGAGGAGACAAAGGUGGCUGGCCGCUGAACGGCGGUGCGGGCCACACCACAGCACGCGGUCGGGGUGGCUCAGGCCACACCACAGCACGCGGUCGGGGUGGCUCAGGCCACACCAACCCGAUCACGUGCCAUCUUGGCUUUGGUGAAUCGUUGGCCAACAGCGCUUGCUAGAAGAUUACGUAUCCACUCAACAAUAGCGCGUGUGUGCGCGUGCGUGCGCGUGUUUAUACGUGUAUAAAUAUAAGCGUACAUUGUACAUGCGUUUAUUGAUACAUGUGCAUUACACAUACAUGCUGUACAAAUGUACAUCGAAGCAGUGUAGGUGUUUCGGCACUGCUGACAGUAAUUAUGUGUCUGCUGUUUGCAACGAUGUAUACACACACACGCUCCGCGGUCAUAUGACAAAUGCUUCCGUCUUGUACAUAGUGUAAUAUCUUAAUCUGUGAAGUUUACAGUUUGAAUAAAUGUAAUAAUCAGUGUUGUCCAUUAAUAAAACCAAAAACAAAGCCUUUGCA
Molecule: messenger RNA, 3514 nt
Organism: Petromyzon marinus (sea lamprey)
Lineage: Eukaryota; Metazoa; Chordata; Hyperoartia; Petromyzontiformes; Petromyzontidae
Gene: ATOH8
Product: atonal bHLH transcription factor 8
Biological process (GO): anatomical structure morphogenesis; positive regulation of transcription by RNA polymerase II
Cellular component (GO): nucleus
Molecular function (GO): E-box binding; DNA-binding transcription factor activity; protein dimerization activity
Source: RefSeq, a predicted model, not a curated record